This is a messenger RNA of Cladocopium goreaui, 444 nucleotides long. The record is from the annotation of a GenBank genome assembly. Lineage: Eukaryota; Dinophyceae; Suessiales; Symbiodiniaceae.
GUACAACAGCUGUCAGCAGCAGCUGUGCAACUAGCUGACCGCUGUGGGGGAGUUCUACCAGCAAAUAGCACUUUGCGGAAGGAGCUACCAGUUCUCUUGUCCGAUGAUCAAGCGAAUGAGCUCUACAAGGAAGGGAUGCAACACUUGGAAAUUUACGGGUAUUUGAAUUCCUUGAGUGCAGCUCAAGCCGGGGUCCGUGGACAUGGGGUGCUCAACAGGGCAUUGUGGCUAUUGCUCCCGAAGCAUCACCAUUUUAUGCAUAUGCUGGAGGAUGCCCGAACAUCGAAAAUCAAUCCAUCUUGGUGUACCCUUCUUUGUGCCGAGUCCUACAUUGGGCAGAUGGGUAGGUUGGCUCGGACCUGCCACCGGGCAUCCCUACACCUCAGAAGCCUUCAAAGGUACAAACUUUUAUUGGCAUUGCAUUUUGCUAAAGUGGAACUAUAA